Molecule: messenger RNA, 1443 nt
Organism: Nestor notabilis (Kea)
Lineage: Eukaryota; Metazoa; Chordata; Aves; Psittaciformes; Psittacidae
Gene: NFYA
Product: nuclear transcription factor Y, alpha
Exons: 9
Coding region: 5-1045 (346 amino acids)
Biological process (GO): regulation of transcription by RNA polymerase II
Cellular component (GO): CCAAT-binding factor complex
Molecular function (GO): DNA-binding transcription factor activity, RNA polymerase II-specific; RNA polymerase II cis-regulatory region sequence-specific DNA binding
Source: RefSeq, a predicted model, not a curated record
CAGUAUGGAGCAGUACACAGCAAACAGCAACAGCUCCACAGAGCAGAUCGUUGUGCAGGCUGGACAGAUUCAGCAGCAGCAGGGUGGUGUCACUGCUGUCCAGCUGCAGACUGAGGCCCAAGUGGCAUCCGCCUCAGGCCAGCAAGUCCAGACCCUCCAGGUAGUCCAGGGACAACCCCUGAUGGUCCAAGUGAGCGGAGGCCAGCUGAUCACAUCAACGGGCCAGCCCAUCAUGGUGCAGGCUGUGCCCGGGGGUCAGGGCCAGACGAUCAUGCAAGUCCCUGUUUCUGGAACACAGGGGCUGCAGCAGAUUCAGUUGGUCCAGCCAGGUCAGAUUCAGAUUCAAGGUGGGCAGGCUGUGCAGGUACAGGGGCAGCAGGGCCAGACCCAGCAGAUCAUUAUACAGCAGCCACAGACUGCAGUUACUGCUGGCCAGACACAGACCCAGCAACAAAUAGCAGUUCAAGGACAACAGGUAGCACAAGCAGCUGAAGGCCAGACCAUAGUCUAUCAGCCAGUUAAUGCUGAUGGAACCAUUCUCCAACAAGUUACAGUCCCUGUUACAGGCAUGAUCACCAUUCCAGCAGCCAGUUUGGCUGGAGCACAAAUUGUCCAAACGGGAGCCAACACCAACACAACCAGUAGUGGACAAGGGACUGUCACAGUAACGCUGCCGGUUGCUGGAAAUGUUGUCAAUUCAGGUGGAAUGGUUAUGAUGGUACCUGGAGCUGGAUCAGUACCAGCUAUCCAGAGAAUACCUUUGCCUGGGGCAGAAAUGCUGGAAGAAGAGCCCCUCUAUGUAAAUGCCAAGCAGUAUCACCGGAUCCUGAAGAGGAGGCAGGCACGUGCUAAGCUUGAAGCAGAGGGAAAAAUUCCCAAAGAAAGAAGGAAAUACUUGCAUGAAUCUCGGCAUCGUCAUGCCAUGGCCAGGAAGCGGGGAGAAGGUGGACGUUUCUUCUCACCAAAGGAAAAAGACAGCCCUCAUAUGCAGGAUCCAACUCAGACCAAUGAAGAAGCAAUGACACAGAUGAUCAGAGUGUCCUAACUGCUGCCUAAAGGAAACAUAUAACUGAGUAGAAUUCCUGUCCCCUCUGCAAGUCUCUCCUCUCUUUCCAGUGUAUCAAGCGAGUCUUUCAAUGGGACAUUUGCCAUAUCACAGCCCAUCGUUUUCUACAGAACGAGCACCACGUUUUCAGUAUGUGGUUGAGAUUUUAACUGCAGUUCACUCAACAAAUAGAAACUUACCAACUUGCUUGGUAUGCUCUUCUGAUCCAGCACAGGGGUUUCAGAGGCUGACUGCUCAUGCCUUUUUCUCCUUCUUCUAAACAUCUCUUGCAUUAAGAUUGGCCAUAGGUGAGAGCGUGCUGCUGACUCGGUGAUCAGCAAUAACUCUGGCAUGCUGAAGCAGGGCCAGCAGAGACUUCUUGGAGUUAUGGCCCUUCU